Phaedon cochleariae (mustard beetle) is the source of this 609-nucleotide messenger RNA. The record is from the annotation of a GenBank genome assembly. Lineage: Eukaryota; Metazoa; Arthropoda; Insecta; Coleoptera; Chrysomelidae.
AUGCUGUUCUAUGCUAGCAAAGAAGUGAUUAUUUCUGGAGGUGCUGUCAACACACCCCAAUUAUUGCUACUUUCUGGAGUGGGACCUGAAGAAGAACUACGAAAAGUCAACGUUCCAGUCGUACAUAAUUUACCAGGAGUUGGAAAGAACCUACAAAAUCACGUGGCGUUUUUCAUCAAUUUCCACAUAAAUGAUUCGAACACUGCCACGCUGAAUUGGGCGACAGCUGUUGAAUAUUUAUUAUACAGAGAUGGAUUGAUGAGUGGAACAGGUAUUUCAGAAGUGACUGGCUUUGUCAAUACAAAAUAUCAAGAUCCACAUGAAGACCAUCCAGAUGUUCAGUUCUUCUUUGGAGGGUUUUUAGCAGAUUGUGCUAGAACUGGACAAAUAGGAGAAAAAGUUAAUAAUGAUUCCCGAUCCAUUCAGAUUAUACCGACUGUACUACAUCCAAAAAGUCGAGGGUCUCUUCGACUCAGGGAUUCCAACCCUCUUAGCCACCCGUUGAUUUAUGCCAAUUACUAUACGCAUCCAGAUGACGUGAAAGUUGUGGUAGAAGGAAUAAAAAUAGCUUUGAAGUUAUCGGAAACUACAGCCUUGCGACAAUAUGGC